Ambispora gerdemannii is the source of this 306-nucleotide messenger RNA. The record is from the annotation of a GenBank genome assembly. Lineage: Eukaryota; Fungi; Glomeromycota; Glomeromycetes; Archaeosporales; Ambisporaceae.
AUGACUGUUUUGAAUAUAAUAACAAAUAAUAUAGAGCUCAAUGAAAAGAAUGAGAAUUUAAACUCUCGUGAGAACGAAAAUCCGACUAAUGACAAGAUUGAUGGCCUGCUGAACAAGAUAAAUGAAUUAAAUUUAGGGACUACUACUAAUGAAGAAAUACAUUUCCAUUAUCAAGAUAUAAACAAAAAAGAAUCCAAAGAGAAUGACUCAAAGAAAAAGACUUCAUCGGUUGAAGAUUCCCAGCGAUAUUUUCCUCUUCAUGUAUCAUCGCCGUCAAUUGAGAGUGAAUGUGAAUUCACACAGAAU